Gopherus flavomarginatus (Mexican gopher tortoise) is the source of this 2045-nucleotide messenger RNA. RefSeq lists its product as uncharacterized. Bases 209 to 1975 code for a protein of 588 amino acids. The record is from RefSeq and is a predicted model, not a curated record. Lineage: Eukaryota; Metazoa; Chordata; Testudines; Testudinidae. The transcript has 18 exons.
GCCUAACUUAAUUGCAGUUUUGAGCUACAACAGAUCUUGAAAGCACCAACACCCUAGUUGGGGCUUCCUUUCCUGCUUGUUUGUACAAGCAAGAAAGUGCUUGAUACUUGGAGCUCUUCCCCACACUCCUGUGGAUCCGCUUCCAUUUAUCUCUUCUCCCUUCUGUCCCUUCCUGUUUGGAAGAGACAUCUGCUAUAUUAAUAGACGCAUGGAACGAAGCACUUUCCGUAAGCCCGGCGGAGCUCGACCAGAUGUUUCACAGUGCAAGAAGCUAGGUAACAGAACAACGGUUACAAAAGAGACCUGCAGAGGGGAAAGUGAGGCUCCACAGGACAAGCUCACAAAUUUGGAUGGAACCAAGAUGGAACAAUUUGUGAAUUCUGUGGAAGACAAACUUAGAAGUGAAAUGAAUGUUCAACUUCAAGGUAUGGUGACACAUUUACAGUUUUUGGAAGAAAGCCUCAGAGGUGAAAGUGAGGCUUCACAAGGCAAGCUCACAAAUUUGGAUGGAACCAAGAUGGAACAAUUUGUGAAAUCUGUGAAAGACAAACUUAGAAGUGAAAUGAAUGCCCUAUAUCAAGGUAUGGUGACACAUCUACAGUUUUUGGAAGAAAGCCUCAGAGGUGAAAGUGAGGCACCACAAGGCAAGCUCACGAAUUUGGGUGGAACCAAGAUGGAACAAUUUGUGAAUUCUGUGGAAGACAAACUUAGAAGUGAAAUGAAUGAUCUAUCUGAAGGGAUGCGGAACCACCUACAGUUUUUGAAAGAAAGCCUCAGAGGAGAAAGUGAGGCUGCACAAGGCAAGCUCACAAAUUUGGAUGGAGCCAAGAUGAAACAAUUCGUGAACUCUGUGGUAGACAAACUUAGAUGUGAAAUGAAUGCCCUAUAUCAAGGUAUGGUGACACAUCUACAGUUUUUGGAAGAAAGCCUCAGAAGUGAAAGUGAGGCUCCACAGGGCCAGCUCACAAAUUUGGACAGAACCGAAAUGGAACAAUUGGUGACCUCUGUGGAAGACAAUCUUAGAAGUGAAAUGAACGCUCUAUCUGAAGGUAUGGGGAAACACCUACAGUUUUUGAAAGAAAGACUCAGAGGUGAAAGUGAGGCUCCACAGGAUGAGCUCACAAAUUUGAGUGGAACCAAGAUGGAACAACGGGUGAAAUAUGUGGAAGACAAACUCAGGGAAAUGAAUGCUCAAUUUGAAGGCGCAGAGAAACGACUAGAGGUUUUGCAAGAACGGCUCAGUCAGGAAGCAGCAAGUGAGACCAAUUGCUGUGGCUCCAGAUCGCAGGAAGCCUCCAACAAUAGUCAGUGCUUCGCUCAGAACCCUGGAUUGGAGCCUGUCUUGGCCAAUGCAAUGAGAAGUCAUAAGUUCUCUGAGAACCUGAAUGACCCUUGUCAAGAAGCAGAUGUGCUGGAAAUGUACAAUGGGCUCAGGACACAUGAAUGGGAGAAAGCCAAAUGUGCUGCAAGUGGCUCUGCCUUCCCAGUGACAUAUGAAAAAGGUAGCACCAUAAUUAAGGCUGUGUUUUCCAUAUGUGAAGAAGAUCUGUCACAAAGACUGACGCGAAUUUUUGAACUCCUUGAGAUUCCAGUUUCGAAGAAAACCACAAGCCUCUUUGACAGCCAACAGCUGCCCCCUGGGCUGGCAAGAGAGAUAAAGAAUCACCUUAAACAUCUCUAUUUUAACUAUGGAGAAGACUUUUACCAAGCCAAGAGUAGGCCUUCACUUCCUCCUGAUCUACAGAAGUUUCAGCCACUUGUACAUUUCACAGCAGAGUGCUACAAAAUUUACUGUUUGUUGCUUCUUCAGAACCCGCCCAUUAAAGCUGUGUGGCCCACAGAGGAAAGAAUCCCAAUCUCUUGCAUACAGCAUGUGGACAAUAAAAACGUGGAGGAUAGGAUGCUGUUUAACUUUCUGUGGCCCGUGCUGGCAUGUGGGAGACUAGUAUUUAAGAAAGCUGUAAUCUAUGAUUAAAUGGAAUGGCUGUUUGGAAUCUGAUUAUACCUCUGAGUUAUAAAACAAUUUAAAAAAUAGUGAAAGAGUA